GCUGGCCGUGUGAGCCAUGCGCUGUCGGCGGGCAGCAUCGUGUCAGCGGGGGAGCUGCUGGCAAAGCUCGAGUUGAAGGACCCUUCCAAGGUGAAGAAGAUCCUGCCCUUUGAAGGUCAUUGGCAGGGCCCCGGCCUUGAGGAGGCAGAAGACUUGGAGCCUCGUGAGGAGCUUUUGGCGCUGCUGGACGGCUACAGCAUUGAUGCUAAGGGUCCGCUGGUGGUUCAGAUGCUCGACGAGCAGAAGAUGUUUGCGAGCUUUGCCAACAACGAGGUGGCAGCUGAGACGGUGCGCGGGGUCUUGGAGAAGUAUUUGUCCAAUGAACGGCCUUUUGCAGCCUCCAUCGAGAAGAAGCAGCCUUAUGACCAGCUCCUGCUGGAGCUGAUCAAUGAGGGGAAGGACGAUCUCCAGAAGGUGCUAUUCAUGCUCGUUGCCCACAACAAGAUGGCCGAGCGCAAUGGCGUCAUCAUGGCAAUCCUCCGUGAGAUGGUGGCAGCUGAAGGCUCAGGCAUGUCUUGCAUGUAUGUGCCAGAGAUGCGGGAAGAUGACAUGGACAGUGCUGUGCACCAGAAGAUCCUGGAGAUUUCGCAGCUGCCGAGCACUGCCGGAGUGGCCGGUGAUUACGGCAACGUGCGAUAUUUGGCACAGCAGCUGCUGGAUGUGUUGCCCACAGAAUCCCAUGCACAGCGUCUCAGAGGCUUGAGGGAGCAGCUGGUACAGUUGGAUGAGAAGGCCUUCCAGCUGGCUGGUUCGGAGCUCCCAGGAGCUUCGGAGGGCAACUUGGAGGUGGAGCUUCUGGUGGAAGCUCUCCAUGAUGAGGAUCUCAAGGUGCAGAAGCGUGCGAUGCACUCAUACCUCUACUGGCUGGCUAAACCUGGGCGGCUCGCAAAGUUGGAGGUCCAGGAGAAGUCAGCUUUGUGGACUCAGUUCUUCCCAGUGGAUACAGAGGUGCAUAAUAGGCAUGGGCUGAUGCUGGUUCUACCUGAUCUGGAGCACAUGGAAGGCGCUUUGGAUCAAAGGCUGCCGGAAUUGGAGGCCUUGGGUGGUGGCGCUGUGCCAUUGAACUUUCUGCACGUGGUGGUCGGACGCGAUGCCUUCCCUGCAGUGACAGACCGCACCCUGUUCUACAACACUGAUGCUGAGCUGAAGAAGGUACUGCAGCAGAGCCAGGAAGUCUUCGCGAAGAAAGCACAGCUUCUGAAACUUGCGGGUGUUGGCGAGAUUUGCUUGGUGCUGCCACAGCCACCUCGCCAUCCACGAUUCGCCAGAUUCAUGUUGGACGAGAUGGAAGAAUGGUCCGAGCAGGAGAUUGGUCGAGACAUGUGGCCUUCCUUCCAAGGCAUGUUGGAGCUUGGGUCUUUGAAGAGGAUUUACCAACUCCAGCGCAUUCACAAGGAGGUGCGCCCAACUUCCCACAUCUAUUUGGCCACACAGCCCAGUUUAGGUGGAAAGGCUCCGGCACCUGAAUUGCUGAUGCGUGCAUUGUACCUGUCCAAGAUCAACCCAGAGUCAUUGAGCUCAAAUCUCUCUGAUAGCUUGGACAUGGCCUUGGAUGAGAUUGAGCAUGCGCUGCUGGACCCUCAGGUCUCCAAGUUUGGACCUACCAUCACCAGUCGGAUCUUCUUGCACCUGGUGGCUGAGCUGGACAUGCCCAAAGCCCAGAUUCAACAGCUCUUUAUGGACACCAUCAGCAGCCAUGUGGGACAUCGUGGCUCUGACAUCAUCAAGCUUUAUGUGGACCAGAUUGAAGUGAAUCUUGGAUUUUGUCAAGAAUGGAAAGUGCAUGUCCGAGACAACAGCUGCCUGGAGAUCUUGCGCUUUUCCUUCUCCUCGUUGCAUGGGGGGUUCUUCAAGCCGAAGCUGCUGCGCGAGAUCCCAGACCCCGUGACCGGCUUCCCCUUGCGCUGGGAAGAUCACUCCGAUGGAGUCGUGGAUCAGUCGAGCUCCCAGAGCUACCAGGCCAAGCGGGUGGCAGCGCGUCGUGCUGGAUCAAGCUAUGCCUAUGACCUGCCGGGAAUGCUUCAACUAGCCUUGAGGAUGAAAUGGAUCUCAGCUCCUGAGGAGUCCAGAGCAAAGGGAUCUCAAGAUUGGUCCAAGAUGGAACUGAUUGAAACUGAGCGUUUGGAGGGAAGCAACGACGUUGGCAUGUUGGCUUGGAGGCUGACGAUGCAGACCCCUGAAUACCCGGAGGGUCGAGAUGUCAUUUUGAUUUCGAACGACGUGACCUUCCAAGCGGGCUCCUUUGGCGUGAGGGAGGAUCGAUUCUUUCAAAAGGCCUCCGAGUUCGCUCGAGACCGCGGCCUGCCUCGCAUCUACGUGUCCUGCAAUAGUGGGGCCAGGGUUGGCUUGGUCGAAGAGUUGAAGCCUCUCUUCAAUGUGAAAUGGCUUGACCCUUCUGAUUGCAACAAGGGUUUCGAAUAUCUCUAUUUGCUGAAGCAUGACUAUGAGAAGCUGCCUGCAGGCAGUGUGGAGGCUCAUAAGGUCGAGGAGGCAGGAGAAGAACGGUAUGUUUUGGAUGCCAUCAUUGGUGAAGGUAUGAAGAGCACUGAGGGUGGAAUUGGUGUGGAGAAUUUGCAGGGCAGUGGCCUCAUUGCUGGUGAAACCAGCAAAGCCUACCAGGAAACCUUUACCCUCUCCUACAUCACCGGGCGUUCAGUGGGCAUCGGUGCUUACCUGAAUCGCUUGGGUCAGCGGAAUAUUCAGAUGGUAAGCAGCCCCAUGAUCCUCACCGGCUACUCCGCCUUGAACAAACUCCUUGGGAAGAAUGUGUACUCCUCCCAGGACCAGUUGGGAGGUCCUCAAAUCAUGGUGCCCAACGGCGUGACACACCAAGUGGUGAGGGAUGAUCAAGAAGGUAUGUCGGCUAUUCUGGAUUGGUUGAGCUUUGUGCCUAAGGAUGUCUCUUGUCCACCUCCUAUUUCCUCAAGCUCUGAUCCAUGGGACCGUGAUGUGGAGUUUGAGCCUUCACCUCUUCCCUACGACCCUCGCGACUUCUUGAGGGGUGUCAUUGACUAUGAAGGCCGACGUCUCCGGGGCUUCUUCGAUGCAGGCUCCUUCACCGAAUACUUGGAGGGCUGGGGUCAGACCGUCGUCGUGGGCCGUGCACGCCUCGGGGGAAUUCCCAUGGGCGUCAUUGCAGUCGAGACGAGAGCCGUGGAACGCUUGGUCCCUGCCGAUCCCUCCAACCCUGAAAGCCGUGAAAUGAAGGAGACGAUGGGUGGAAAGGUCUGGUUUCCAGACAGCGCCUUCAAGACGGCCCAGGCGCUUAAGGAUUUCAACCAUGGGGAGAAUCUGCCGGUGAUGAUCUUUGCCAACUGGCGAGGCUUCAGUGGUGGCACCCGUGAUAUGUAUAACGAGAUCUUGAAGUUUGGUGCCAUGAUUGUUGAUGCAUUGGUGGAGUACCAGCACCCCAUCUUUAUCUACAUCCCCAAGCAUGGCGAGCUGCGGGGUGGCGCUUGGGUGGUGAUUGACCCUGCCAUUAACCCAGAGAAGAUGGAGAUGUACGCAGAUUUGGACUCGCGUGGGGGCAUCUUGGAGCCUCCGGGCAUUGUGGAGGUCAAGUUCCGUACACAUCAGCAGGUGGAGGCCAUGCAUCGCCUCGAUCCGAAGCUGCAGAAGAUGGAUGCAGACUUGGAAUCUUUGAGUGACGAAGCAAAGCCGAGUCUUGAGAAGGAGAUCAAGGCGAGGGAGAAGCAGCUGCUGCCCUUGUACACCUCGGUAGCCACGACAUUCGCGGACUUGCAUGACCGUGCCGGGCGAAUGAAAGCCAAAGGUGUCAUCAAGGAAGGGAUCUCCUGGAAGGACUCGCGCCGCUUCUUCUUCUGGCGAGUGAAGAGGCGCGUUUUGCAGGACCACUUCAUCCGCCAGCUACAGAAGGCCGACAAGAACUUGAGCCACAAAGAAGGAUCUGGCCAAAUCUGGCCGGCCAGCAGCAUAAUAUGUGGCAUCGAGCGGGUACACGGAGUCGCGGCGCUGCUGGAGGCAGCUGGAGCAAUGGCACCAGCUUGGAAGGCCGCCCAGAAGGCCUACAUCGCGUACAUCGGCCCGGUGACAUUCCGCGGCCCGGACGCGGACGAUGAGCAAGUUGAAUCGAAGCUCUUGACAGUUCCUUCUGGCAAGAAUGUCAACAACUAUGCCAAUGUUGACCUCAUUUGCCGCAUUGCGCAAGAACAGCAGGUGGACGCUGUUUGGCCUGGUUGGGGGCAUGCCAGUGAGAACCCCAAACUGCCGGCGAAGUUGAAGGAGAUUGGGAUCACCUUCAUUGGCCCUCCUUCAGACAAAAGUGUCAUGGCCGCCCUGGGCGACAAGAUCGCUGCCAACAUCUUGGCACAAACGGCUUCUGUGCCCAGCAUCCCGUGGAGUGGAGAUGGGCUCACGUGUCAACUCACCGAAGAAGGCACGAUCCCUGAGGAAAUCUUCAACAAGGCUAUGGUGACCAGCGCUGAGGAGGCCUGUGAGCGUGCAACGAAGAUCGGCUUUCCCAUUAUGGUGAAAGCUUCUGAGGGAGGCGGAGGGAAAGGCAUCCGGAAGGCCACCAACAUGGAGGAGCUCAAAGUGGCCUACACCAACGUUUUCACGGAGGUACCUGGGUCGCCCAUCUUCCUCAUGCGGAUGGUCUCCAAGGCGAGACACUUGGAGAUUCAAAUCCUGGGAGACGAGUAUGGGAACACCCUGGCGUUGAACGGCCGCGACUGCUCAACUCAGAGGAGGUUCCAGAAGAUCUUCGAAGAAGGCCCACCGACCAUUGCCAAGAAAGAGGUCUUUCAUGAGAUGGAGCGCGCGGCCAUGCGUUUGACGGCCUUGGUGGGCUACAGGGGAGCUGGGACGGUGGAAUAUCUCUACAGUCCUUUGGACUCGCAAUGUCCGGAGACGCAUGCCUUUUGCUUCUUGGAGUUGAACCCCCGUCUUCAAGUGGAACAUCCAGUCACCGAGUCCAUCACUGGCGUGAACAUGCCUGCCACGCAGCUUCAGAUCGCCAUGGGCUUGCCCCUGUACAACAUCCCGGACAUUCGGAGGUUUUAUGGCAUGGACCCGACCCAAAACUCUCCGAUUGAUUUCUUCGCCGUGGACUAUCCACCCAUCACCUCCCACUGCUGCGCCAGCCGGAUCACCGCCGAGAACCCCGAUGAGGGCUUCAAGCCCACAAGUGGAAAGAUCAACAGUGUGAGGUUUCAGUCCUCGGGCGACUGUUGGGGAUAUUUCAGUGUUGGCUUGAAGGGUGGCAUCCAUGAAUUUGCGGACUCCCAGUUUGGGCACAUCUUCGCCAAGGGCCCCAACCGGGAGGCAGCCAGGAAGAGCUUGCGUUUCGCAUUGAUGAACCUGGACAUCAGCGGUGAGAUCCGACACCCAGUCGAUUAUUUGGUGGAUCUCAUUGAGACCAAGGAAUACCGGGAGAACACCAUCGACACCAUGUGGCUGGAUGGCCUGAUUGCCAGCAAGGCCAUUGCCCCUAGCCUGGGGGCGAUGGAGGUGGUCUUCUAUGCUGCUGUAUUCCGAACAUUUGAGACAGUGAAGAGCCGCACGUUGGAAGCCAUCCAUUCUAUGCAGAAGGGUCAGUUGGUGCUGCUGGGGAAGAGUGACACAGAUGCCCUCACCUCCUUCCACAUUGAUGUCACCUAUGAUGAGAAGAAGUUUUCUUUCUCUGUGUCCAGGAGGCGGGCCGACAUUUAUUGCUUCAGCAUCAAUGACCAGACCAUCAAGGCCAAGGUAAGGGAGCAGCCGGAUGGCUCAUUAUAUGUUCGGGUGGGCCGCCAAAGCCAGCAGGUCAAGGGGCAAGAAGAGGCCUUGGGUCUUCGUUUGGUGAUCGGUGGCCAGACCAUCAUGGUCCCCAACGUCUAUGAUCCUUCCGAGUUGCGCUCGGAUGUGAAUGGGAAGGUGGUCCGCUAUUUGCACGAUGAGGGCACUGAGAUUGCCAAGGGCGAGGCAUAUGUGGAAUUGGAGGCCAUGAAGAUGAUCAUGGCUUUGAAGUCUCCCGAGGCUGGCCGUGUGAGCCAUGCGCUGUCGGCGGGCAGCAUCGUGUCAGCGGGGGAGCUGCUGGCAAAGCUCGAGUUGAAGGACCCUUCCAAGGUGAAGAAGAUCCUGCCCUUUGAAGGUCAUUGGCAGGGCCCGGGCCUUGAGGAGGCCGAAGACUUGGAGCCUCGUGAGGAGCUUUUGGCGCUGCUGGACGGCUACAGCAUUGAUGCUAAGGGUCCGCUGGUGGUUCAGAAGAUGUUUGCGAGCUUUGCCAACAACGAGGUGGCAGCUGAGACGGUGCGCGGGGUCUUGGAGAAGUAUUUGUCCAAUGAACGGCCUUUUGCAGCCUCCAUCGAGAAGAAGCAGCCUUAUGACCAGCUCCUGCUGGAGCUGAUCAAUGAGGGGAAGGACGAUCUCCAGAAGGUGCUAUUCAUGCUCGUUGCCCACAACAAGAUGGCCGAGCGCAAUGGCGUCAUCAUGGCAAUCCUCCGUGAGAUGGUGGCAGCUGAAGGCUCAGGCAUGUCUUGCAUGUAUGUGCCAGAGAUGCGGGAAGAUGACAUGGACAGUGCUGUGCACCAGAAGAUCCUGGAGAUUUCGCAGCUGCCGAGCACUGCCGGAGUGGCCGGUGAUUACGGCAACGUGCGAUAUUUGGCACAGCAGCUGCUGGAUGUGUUGCCCUCAGAGUCCCAUGCACAGCGUCUCAGAGGCUUGAGGGAGCAGCUGGUACAGUUGGAUGAGAAGGCCUGGUGCAUCCACUUGAAGCCUCCCAGGAGCUUCGGAGGGAACUUGGAGGUGGAGCUUCUGGUGGAAGCUCUCCAUGAUGAGGAUCUCAAGGUGCAGAAGCGUGCGAUGCACUCAUACCUCUACUGGCUGGCUAAACCCGGGCGGCUCGCAAAGUUGGAGGUCCAGGAGAAGUCAGCUUUGUGGACUCAGUUCUUCCCAGUGGAUACAGAGGUGCAUAAUAGGCAUGGACUGAUGCUGGUUCUACCUGAUCUGGAGCACAUGGAAGGCGCUUUGGAUCAAAGGCUGCCGGAAUUGGAGGCCUUGGGUGGUGGCGCUGUGCCAUUGAACUUUCUGCACGUGGUGGUCGGACGCGAUGCCUUCCCUGCAGUGACAGACCGCACCCUGUUCUACAACACUGAUGCUGAGCUGAAGAAGGUACUGCAGCAGAGCCAGGAAGUCUUCGCGAAGAAGGCAGAGCUCCUGAAACUUGCGGGUGUUGGCGAGAUUUGCUUGGUGCUGCCACAGCCACCUCGCCAUCCACGAUUCGCCAGAUUCAUGUUGGACGAGAUGGAAGAAUGGUCUGAGCAGGAGAUUGGUCGAGACAUGUGGCCUUCCUUUCAAGGCAUGUUGGAGCUUGGGUCUUUGAAGAGGAUUUACCAACUCCAGCGCAUUCACAAGGAGGUGCGCCCAACUUCCCACAUCUAUUUGGCCACACAGCCCAGUUUAGGUGGAAAGGCUCCGGCACCUGAAUUGCUGAUGCGUGCAUUGUACCUGUCCAAGAUCAACCCAGAGUCAUUGAGCUCAAAUCUCUCUGAUAGCUUGGACAUGGCCUUGGAUGAGAUUGAGCAUGCGCUGCUGGACCCUCAGGUCUCCAAGUUUGGACCUACCAUCACCAGUCGGAUCUUCUUGCACCUGGUGGCUGAGCUGGACAUGCCCAAAGCCCAGAUUCAACAGCUCUUUAUGGACACCAUCAGCAGCCAUGUGGGACAUCGUGGCUCUGACAUCAUCAAGCUUUAUGUGGACCAGAUUGAAGUGAAUCUUGGAUUUUGUCAAGAAUGGAAAGUGCAUGUCCGAGACAACAGCUGCCUGGAGAUCUUGCGCUUUUCCUUCUCCUCGUUGCAUGGGGGCUUCUUCAAGCCGAAGCUGCUGCGCGAGAUCCCAGACCCCGUGACCGGCUUCCCCUUGCGCUGGGAAGAUCACUCCGAUGGAGUCGUGGAUCAGUCGAGCUCCCAGAGCUACCAGGCCAAGCGGGUGGCAGCGCGUCGUGCUGGAUCAAGCUAUGCCUAUGACCUGCCGGGAAUGCUUCAACUAGCCUUGAGGAUGAAAUGGAUCUCAGCUCCUGAGGAGUCCAGAGCAAAGGGAUCUCAAGAUUGGUCCAAGAUGGAACUGAUUGAAACUGAGCGUUUGGAGGGAAGCAACGACGUUGGCAUGUUGGCUUGGAGGCUGACGAUGCAGACCCCUGAAUACCCGGAGGGUCGAGAUGUCAUUUUGAUUUCAAACGACGUGACCUUCCAAGCGGGCUCCUUUGGCGUGAGGGAGGAUCGAUUCUUUCAAAAGGCCUCCGAGUUCGCUCGAGACCGCGGCCUGCCUCGCAUCUACGUGUCCUGCAAUAGUGGGGCCAGGGUUGGCUUGGUCGAAGAGUUGAAGCCUCUCUUCAAGGUGAAAUGGCUCGACCCUUCUGAUUGCAACAAGGGUUUCGAAUAUCUCUAUAUGCUGAAGCAUGACUAUGAGAAGCUGCCUGCAGGCAGUGUGGAGGCUCAUAAGGUCGAGGAGGCAGGAGAAGAACGGUAUGUUUUGGAUGCCAUCAUUGGUGAAGGUAUGAAGAGCACUGAGGGUGGAAUCGGAGUGGAGAAUUUGCAGGGCAGUGGCCUCAUUGCUGGUGAAACCAGCAAAGCCUACCAGGACCGAGUCGUAGCCCAGCAAGUUUAA
Messenger RNA from Durusdinium trenchii, 8604 nucleotides. The record is from the annotation of a GenBank genome assembly. Lineage: Eukaryota; Dinophyceae; Suessiales; Symbiodiniaceae.